AUGGAGCAAGCCCAGGCCCAACGGCAUGGGGUUGAACAGAGCUGGUGGGGAAGUGCCCCCCAGUACCAGUACAUGCCCUUUGAGCACUGCACCAGCUACGGACUGCCCUCUGAGAAUGGGGGCCUUCAGCACCGGCCCCAAAAGGAUGCAGGCCCCUGGCACAACGCCCACCCCACACAGAUUUAUGGCCAUCACAAAGAGCGAUUUUCAGACAAGGAGCAGGAUAUAAGGAUGCCCAAGAAGAUGGGCUCCAGUUCUACCUUGGACAGCAAGGAUGAGGACCACUAUUCUAAAUGUCAAGGUUGUAUCCACCGGCUAGAAUGCAUGGUGAGAAGGAAGUUAGGGGAAGACUGGAUCUUUCUGGUGCUCUUGGGCCUGCUGAUGGCUCUGGUCAGCUGGUGCAUGGACUAUGUCAGUGCCAAAAGCCUUCAGGCCUACAAGUGGACCUACGCCCAGAUGCAGCCCAACCUUCCUCUGCAAUACCUGGUCUGGGUCACCUUCCCGCUAGUCCUCAUCCUCUUCAGCGCCCUCUUCUGCCACCUCAUCUCUCCCCAGGCUGUUGGCUCUGGAAUCCCUGAAAUGAAGACAAUCCUUCGAGGCGUUGUCCUGAAAGAAUAUCUCACACUCAAGGCCUUUGUGGCGAAGGUGGUGGCCCUGACCGCAGGGCUGGGCAGUGGCAUCCCUGUGGGGAAAGAGGGCCCUUUCGUCCACAUUGCCAGCAUCUGUGCCGCUAUCCUCAGCAAGUUCAUGGCCAUGUUCUGUGGAGUCUAUGAGCAGCCGUACUAUUACACUGACAUGCUGACAGUGGGCUGUGCCGUGGGAGUUGGCUGCUGCUUUGGAACACCUCUUGGAGGUGUGCUCUUCAGCAUUGAGGUCACCUCUACCUACUUUGCCGUGCGGAACUACUGGCGAGGAUUCUUUGCAGCCACGUUCAGUGCUUUUGUGUUCCGAGUGCUGGCGGUGUGGAACAAGGAUGCUGUCACCAUCACGGCUCUGUUCCGAACCAAUUUCCGAAUGGACUUCCCCUUUGACCUACAGGAACUCCCAGCCUUUGCUGUCAUUGGAAUUUGCUGUGGGUUCCUGGGAGCUGUAUUUGUGUACCUGCAUCGCCAAGUCAUGCUCGGUGUCCGAAAGCACAAGGCCCUCAGCCAGUUUCUUGCUAAGCACCGCCUGCUGUAUCCUGGAAUUGUUACCUUUGUCAUCGCCUCGUUCACCUUUCCGCCAGGAAUGGGCCAGUUCAUGGCUGGAGAGCUGAUGCCCCGUGAAGCCAUCAGCACCCUGUUUGACAACAAUACAUGGGUAAAGCACGAGGGCGACCCCCAAAUCCUGGGCCAGUCGGCUGUAUGGAUCCACCCCCGAGUCAACGUUGUCAUCAUCAUCCUUCUCUUCUUCAUCAUGAAGUUUUGGAUGUCUAUCGUAGCUACCACUAUGCCCAUUCCCUGUGGAGGCUUCAUGCCUGUGUUUGUAUUAGGAGCUGCAUUUGGAAGGUUGGUGGGAGAAAUCAUGGCCAUGCUAUUCCCGGAGGGUAUCUUAUUUGAUGACAUUAUCUACAAAAUUCUGCCUGGGGGCUACGCAGUAAUUGGAGCAGCGGCCCUGACAGGUGCCGUGUCCCACACAGUCUCCACAGCUGUGAUUUGCUUCGAAUUAACGGGUCAGAUUGCUCACAUCCUACCCAUGAUGGUGGCUGUUAUCUUGGCCAACAUGGUGGCUCAGAGCCUGCAGCCUUCCCUCUAUGACAGCAUCAUCCAGGUCAAGAAGCUGCCCUACUUGCCUGACCUCGGUUGGAAGCAGCUCAGCAAAUUUACAAUCUUUGUUGAGGACAUCAUGGUACGCGAUGUGAAGUUUGUUUCAGCUUCAUGCACAUAUGGGGAACUGCAAAACCUGCUCCAGGCCACCACAGUCAAGACUUUACCACUGGUUGAUUCAAAAGAUUCCAGGAUCCUGCUGGGGUCCGUGGAGCGCUCCGAGUUGCAGUCCCUCCUGCAGCGCCACCUGUGUCCGGAGCGGAGGUUGCGGGCAGCCCGGGACCUGGCGCUGAAGUUGUCCGAGCUGCCCUACGAUGGCAAGGCACGGCUAGCGGGGGACGGGCUCCUGGGCGGCGCGCCAAGGGGUCGGCCAGAGUCCUUCGCCUUUGUGGAUGAGGAUGAAGAUGAGGACCUGUCCAGCAAGACCGAGCUGCCGCCUCCUCCUCCUCCUCUUCCACCCUUUCCUAGUGUUACCCCAUCUUUUGAGGAGCCCAAUGGACCCCUGCCUGGCCACAAACAGUCACCCGAAGCCCCAGAACCUGCAGGUCAAAGAUCCUCUAUCUUUCAGUGCCUGCUACACUGCUUGCUGGGCCGAGCUCGACCAGCAAAGAAGAAAACAACCCAGGAUUCGACGGACUUAGUGGAUAACAUGUUACCUGAAGAGAUCGAGGCCUGGGAGCAGGAGCAGCUGAGCCAGCCUGUCUGUUUUGAUUGCUGCUGCAUCGACCCAUCUCCCUUCCAGCUAGUGGAGCAGACCACCCUGCACAAGACACACACGCUCUUCUCGCUCCUUGGCCUCCAUCUCGCCUAUGUGACCAACAUGGGGAAACUCAGGGGCGUCCUGGCGCUGGAGGAGCUACAGAAAGCUAUCGAGGGUCACACCCAAUCUGGGGUGCAGCUCCGCCCUCCCCUUGCCAGCUUCCGGAACACAAAUACCUCUCUGAAGAGCCCGGGUGGCCCACCCCCUCCUGAAGAUGGCUGGAGCCUGCCUGAGGAUACUGCAGGCCCCCCUGGAACAGGGGACCUGACUCCUGCCUCCCCAGAGACACCAGUGCCACCCCCAUCCCUACAUCCCCCUCAGCCCCUGGCCCCAGCCAAGGCAGGGUGUGAAACGGAGGAGCUGGAGUUAGUGGAGAGCCCAGAGCCGGAAGAGGAGCUGGCUGACAUCCUGCAGGGUCCCAGUUUGCGAUCCACUGAUGAAGAGGAGGAUGAGGAUGAACUGAUUCUUUGACCAACCCUGGACCCUGCUCAUAAAGACCGCUGUUCAGAGGCCCACAACACAGGAUGGAAUUGUGUGGGACUGGGGUCCUACAGUUGGGGUAGUUGCGCCUCCCAGGAAUUUUUUAAUGUGAUAAGAAUAAUCUUGAAGGAGGAGUCAGAAUUUAAGGAAGGAAGAGUUUCAGUCAGUUAUUUAGACAGCUUCCCCAUCCCCAGGCAGGCAGGUGGUUCCAACCCUCGAAGGGGCCCUGAUAGUCUGUGGGGCCUCCUGGGUUUUCCUGCUGUGUGGCUGGGGUACUCACCUCCCCUCAUGCCCAGUUGCCCUAUGCUCUUGUCCCAGUGUCUUCCUGCCCUUGCCUGUCCUUCAGUUCCUAAAGGGGGCAGCUGGGAGAGGCCCAGAAUGACAGUGGCCUGAAAUGACAGUGGAAGGGGAGAUGGGACCACCUCCAGGCCCUGUGGACUGGCCACCCAGGAAUAUGUCUCCAGACCAUCCACACCUGCUUCUCUGGGAGCCCCCAGCCUCGCACUCCAGCCCACAGCCUAUUCCCAGGUCCUAUCCUGGCUGCUACUACCAUUGCCAGACCAGGGGCAUUUAAGGCCAACCACAUCCCCCUCCUCUGUGCCCUGCUUCAAGCCAUGAGAUGUGGAUACAAAGACUACCAAGGGCAGCUGCCUGGCAAAGAAAAGUUUGCCAAAGCCUCUGUGUGGAAGAGGCAGGUGUCUUAUUGCCAAACAGUCAUGGCCCCACGGUAUCCUCUCACUCCCCGUGGCAGACAGGCCUCCUAUUUCACAUCACUCUCCCCAUUUCCAGGUGACACCCUAGCAAUGCAUUUGCCUCUCCCAAUGCUGUGAUUGAUCUGUCCUGCCAAGGGUCACUGUGCCCUAGAGCUGCUCCAGUGCCAACCCCUGUUCAUGAGAUCCUCUGGUUCUUCCAGACUGGAGACUCAGAGGGGCACCCUCAAGGUCACAGGCAUUUCCAGUGCUUCCCAUCCUUGGGGCAGUUCCAUCCUUACCCUCCCCAAAAGGCAGCAGGUUGUGGUGCAUGGCAUUCACCUGCCUUCCCUACAAAGAGGCACCAGGGACUCUGAGCAUCCAGAAGCCCUGGCUCCACACUCUGUGCCUUAUUUACUUCUGCUGUCCCACCUUCUCUUUGCCGUUCUCCUCCCCUGUGCCCAGCUCCUCUAUCCCCCCAAAUAAG
This is a messenger RNA of Heterocephalus glaber (naked mole-rat), 4161 nucleotides long. RefSeq names its product chloride voltage-gated channel 1 (gene Clcn1). Gene Ontology annotation, molecular function: voltage-gated chloride channel activity. Gene Ontology annotation, cellular component: plasma membrane. Lineage: Eukaryota; Metazoa; Chordata; Mammalia; Rodentia; Bathyergidae. The record is from RefSeq and is a predicted model, not a curated record. Gene Ontology annotation, biological process: chloride transport; transmembrane transport.